AUGGCGAAUCCUCCGAAGGCAUGGAAGGCGGAGUACGCCAAGUCGGCUCGUUCUUCCUGCAAGACCUGCAAAAGUGUCAUCGAUAAAGAGAUACUCAGGCUCGGCAAAAUGGUCCAGGCCAAACAAUUCGACGGUUUCAUGCCUAUGUGGAACCAUGCCAGUUGCGUAUUGAAGAAGGCAAAUCAGAUAAAAACCGUUGAUGAUGUUGAAGGUAUAGAAUCGCUUCGAUGGGAAGAUCAGCAGAAGGUUAGAAAAUAUGUUGAGGGUGGUGGAUCUGGUAGUGUUGGUGAUGGUGGUGGUAGUGGUAGUGGUACUUCAAGUGCAAAGGCUGCCAAAGCUAUAGAAUAUGGUAUUGAACUUUCACAAACUUCACGUGCUACUUGCAAGCAUUGCAGCCAAAAGAUUAUGAAAGGAGAGGUUCGUAUUUCCUCCAAGCCUGAUGGACAAGGAGCUAGAGGAAUGGCGUGGCAUCAUGCCAAUUGUUUCAUGCAUUUGUACCCAUCAAUCCAAGUAGAGAAGUUGUCAGGAUGGGAAAGUCUUCCAGCUUCUGAUCAGGCGGUGGUUUGUUCUCUGGUUAAGAAGGUUCCUUCUACUGCAAAGACUGGCAUAAAAAAUAAGGCAAAAGAGGAUGAAGAACUUCAACAAUCAUCUGCCAAAGCUGGAGCAAAACGUAGAAAAGAUACAGGUUUUGAUCAGAAGUCAAAAGUUGCUAGAACUGAAGGAGAUAUAUCAACUAGCAGGCCUGCAUCUGCAAGUAAUGAUAGUGAAUUGGAUAGAAAGCUCGAGUCCCAAUCCAAAGAAUUGUGGGCCCUAAAGGAUGACCUUAAAAAGCACGUGACAACAGCAGAGUUGCGUGCAAUGCUUGAAUUGAAUGGCCAGAUUUCUACUGGAUCAGAACUUGAUUUGCGAGACCAUUGUGCUGAUGGGAUGAUUUUUGGAGUGCUUGGUUGCUGCCCACUGUGUUCUGGUUCUCUUCGUUAUUCUGGAGGCAUGUAUCGGUGCGAUGGGUACCUGUCGGAAUGGAGCAAAUGUUCAUAUUCAACUUGUGAACCAACACGUCUUAAAGGAAAGUGGAAAAUUCCUGAAGAAACAGAUAAUCAAUACCUUAUCGAGUGGUUUAAAUCACAAAAGAGUAAGAAACCAAUUAGGAUACUUCCGCCACCUUCAUCUAACAACCUUUCUGGAAGUCAAGUUACUAGCAGCCAGUCUCAGUCUUCAAAGAGUGAAAGUCUGGGGGAUUUAAAAGUUGCUAUUUCUGGGUUACCAAAGGAAUCCCUGAAAGAAUGGAAGGGCAAAAUUGAGGCAGCAGGUGGGCAGUUUCACACCAAGAUCAAGAAAGAUACAAACUGCUUCGUUGUGAGUGGUGAAUUGUCUUCUGAAGAUGCUGAGAUGAGGAAAGCAAGGAGGAUGAAAUUACCAAUAGUCAGGGAGGAUUACCUGGUUGACUGUUUUAAAAGGCAGAAGAAGCUUCAAUUUGACUCUUACAAAGUUGAAGCUUUGGGUGAGGGCUCUAGUAUGGUCACUGUCAAGGUGAAAGGGCAUAGUGCUGUGCAUGAAGCUUCUGGUAUGCAGGAAACUGGACACAUCCUUGAGGAUGGAAAAAGCAUCUACAACACCACUUUGAACAUGUCUGACUUAUCAACUGGUGUUAACAGCUACUACAUCCUUCAGAUAAUACAAGAUGACAAAGGGUUAGAGUGUUAUGUGUUCCGUAAAUGGGGCCGAGUCGGAAAUGAGAAAAUUGGAGGAAUGAAACUGGAUGAGAUGUUGAAAUCAGAUGCCAUCUGUGAAUUUAAGCGUUUAUUCCUGGAGAAGACUGGUAACCCGUGGGAAGCGUGGGAACAGAAAAAGAAUUUUCAGAAGAAACCUGGCAAAUUCUUCCCAUUGGAUAUUGAUUAUGGAGUAAACAAACAGGUGACAAAGAAAGCUAGGAGUGAUGCAGACAGCAAACUAGCUCCUCCUCUGGUGGAAUUGAUGAAGAUGCUCUUCAAUGUUGAAACAUACAGAGCUGCAAUGAUGGAGUUUGAGAUUAAUAUGUCAGAAAUGCCUCUUGGAAAACUGAGCAAAAAUAAUAUCCAAAAAGGUUUUGAGGCAUUGACAGAUAUCCAGAAUUUAUUAAAUAGCAGUGCUCAUGCUCCUUCUAUCAAAGAAAGCUUGAUUGUUGAUGCCAGCAAUAGAUUUUUCACUGUGAUCCCUUCUAUGCAUCCACAUGUUAUUAGAGAUGAAUAUGAUUUUAAGUCAAAGGUGAAAAUGUUAGAAGCUCUUCAGGAUAUUGAGAUAGCUUCAAGAUUAGUUGGCUUUGAUGAGGAUGGUGAUGAUUCACUUGACGAUAAGUACAUGAAGCUCCAAUGUGAUAUAUCUCCCCUUCCUCAUGAUAGUGAGGACUACCAGUUGAUUGAGAAGUAUCUCCUCACUACUCAUGCACCAACUCAUACGGAUUGGAGUCUUCAACUGGAAGAAGUAUUUUCACUGGAGAGGAAAGGCGAAUUUGAUAGGUUUGCCCCCCAUAGAGAAAAGCUCAAGAACAGAAUGCUGCUUUGGCACGGUUCUCGGUUGACGAACUUUGUGGGCAUACUUAGCCAAGGGCUCAGAAUAGCUCCUCCUGAAGCUCCAACAACUGGCUAUAUGUUUGGUAAAGGGGUUUACUUUGCAGACCUGGUCAGUAAGAGCGCUCAGUAUUGCUUUACCGAUAAGAAAAAUCCAGUGGGACUAAUGCUUCUCAGUGAAGUUGCUCUAGGGGAGGUCUAUGAGCUGAAGAAGUCGACGUAUAUGGAAAAACCACCUGAGGGAAAGCACUCUACAAAAGGACUUGGCAAGAAAGUACCUCAGGAGUCAGAAUUUGCAAAGUGGAGGAAUGAUGUCAUUGUACCUUGUGGCAAACCAGUGGAUUCAAAAGUCAAGGCCUCUGAGCUGAUGUACAAUGAGUACAUUGUUUAUAAUACGGCUCAAGUUAAAAUGCAGUUCUUGUUGAAGGUGAGGUUUCAUCACAAGAGAAGAUGA
Dovyalis caffra is the source of this 3000-nucleotide messenger RNA. The record is from the annotation of a GenBank genome assembly. NCBI's taxonomy places the organism in Eukaryota, Viridiplantae, Streptophyta, Magnoliopsida, Malpighiales, Salicaceae.